Messenger RNA from Andrographis paniculata, 2048 nucleotides. RefSeq names its product meiotic recombination protein SPO11-1. Lineage: Eukaryota; Viridiplantae; Streptophyta; Magnoliopsida; Lamiales; Acanthaceae. The record is from RefSeq and is a predicted model, not a curated record. The coding region runs from base 868 to 1908 and encodes 346 amino acids. The transcript is spliced from 3 exons. Gene Ontology annotation, molecular function: zinc ion transmembrane transporter activity; ATP binding; DNA binding. Gene Ontology annotation, biological process: meiotic DNA double-strand break formation; zinc ion transmembrane transport; meiotic DNA double-strand break processing. Gene Ontology annotation, cellular component: membrane; nuclear chromosome.
GUUUGAAUUUUUUAAUAAUAAAAAGUUGAAUUGAAACAGUUGUUUGAUGUGAUAUAAACAUAUAUUUUGAAUGUAAAAUAAAUUUGUAAUAUAACAUUAAAAAUAAAUUAUUUGAUGUGAUAUUUUUUAAAUGAAAAAAUAAUCAAAAUACUCAAUAUUUGGGGGAGAACCCAACACAAAAGUCUUACUUACCAUCCCAUUAGCCAUGACUUAAUGUAAUGUGUUGACCUAUUUGCUGGUAUAAUUGUCCCAUUGAAUCAUAACGAAACGACUGUGAUAUUUUUUGGAAAGAAACAAAAUUCAAAAAAAAAUAAAUAUAAUAAGAUCGUUGAAUAGUAUCAAAAUUUAUGUAAGCAGUGAGUAUGAUUUAAAAUGCUACUUUUUGUAUAAUGAAAUUAUAAAAAUUAUCAUAAACCUACAAUGUUGUCACUUGUCAGUGACAACGAAAUCUAUUUAUUCUCAUUAUACCUUAUAUAUUGACUUUUAAUAAUAAUAGCAAUAAUAAUAAAAAUAAUAAUGAUUGGGAGAGGGUGAUUGGUGACGGAGAGGCUGAAUCGGUAAGCUGCCCUAUUACCGUUGUUUUGUUUGUUUGUACUACACUGCACUGCACCUUCACCUUCACCUUCACCUUUAACUAAUUAAGAAUAGGAAUCCAACCCCACUGGCUGCCCCAAAUUCCGAUGUACGAUUCCCCAAUAUCGUUUUGGCAGUACACACCCAGAAUCGACAAUCACCAUCCAUGGCCAUACCCACCCUCCUUGUCUCCAUCUCUCUCCUCUCUUCUCUUGUACGAUUCAAUUUCCUCUCUAAUCAUCUUCCUAUAUAGCAUUAGUACGAUUCAAACCAUGGCCCUAGAACUGAACUGCCAUGGCACGUUCCCUCUUGUCGACCACUUUCAUCCUCCUAUUAUUCCUCAUCGUCGCCUCCGGCGACUCGGAUUCCGAAUCAGGGCCGGCGAGGCCGAAUCUGAGGUCUAGGUCGCUGGUUCUGGUGAAAAUAUGGUGCCUAUUGUUGGUGUUUGUGGGGACUUUUGCGGGGGGGAUGUCUCCCUACUUCCUCAAGUGGAACGAAGGGUUUUUGAUAUUGGGGACGCAGUUCGCGGGAGGUGUGUUUCUAGGAACUGCGCUGAUGCAUUUUUUGAGCGAUUCGAAUGAGACUUUUGGGGAAUUGAGCAGUAGUGAGUACCCCUUUGCGUUCAUGCUUGCGAGCGCUGGCUAUCUGCUCACUAUGAUGGCUGAUUGUGUUGUUUCUUAUGUUUAUGGGAAACGUCGUGGGGAUCAUGGCUCCCGUUCAUCUUCUUCUGCUUCUAAUGAUGAUGUCGAGCUCGCAGAUCCCGACAACGGCGUCGUGCAAUCUCUAGAUUCAAACCUAAAGGAUGCAAACACCGACGCCAAAAACCAGCAGUUCACAAAAUCCUCCCUCGCAACAGCCACCUCGCUCGGGGACAGCAUCCUGCUGAUCGCGGCGCUGUGUUUUCAUUCGGUGUUCGAGGGAAUCGCCAUUGGGGUCGCCGAGACUCAGGCAGAUGCUUGGCGGGCGCUGUGGACGGUCUGCCUUCACAAAAUAUUUGCCGCCAUUGCCAUGGGAAUCGCACUCCUGCGGAUGAUCCCCGACCGGCCCCUCCUGUCCUGCACAGCCUAUGCUUUUGCAUUUGCAAUAUCGAGUCCAGUGGGCGUCGCCAUCGGCAUUGUGAUCGACGCGACAACGCAGGGCGAGAUUGCUGACUGGAUAUUUGCAGUGUCUAUGGGUCUGGCCUGUGGAGUUUUCGUCUAUGUGUCGAUCAAUCAUCUGCUCUCUAAGGGAUAUACGGCGAAGAUGAAGGUGGCAGUGGACACCGCCGGCCACCGUUUUCUUGCGGUGGCGCUGGGUGUCGUCGUCAUUGCAGUGGUCAUGAUGUGGGACACAUAGUAAACAAAAGCCUUUGUAGAAUGAACACUUAUAUAACUUGUUUUUGUGUUUUCAAAAUUUUUUUCCUCCCUUAGUAUAUACUUUGUAAAACAAACAAUUUUUUUGCUCUCUAAGUUCAAAAAGUAUCUUUUAACAAUAUA